Molecule: messenger RNA, 10248 nt
Organism: Anguilla rostrata (American eel)
Lineage: Eukaryota; Metazoa; Chordata; Actinopteri; Anguilliformes; Anguillidae
Gene: fhad1
Product: forkhead-associated (FHA) phosphopeptide binding domain 1
Exons: 28
Coding region: 188-4123 (1311 amino acids)
Molecular function (GO): protein binding
Source: RefSeq, a predicted model, not a curated record
GUCAGACAGCGCAAAACACCUGUCACCUUUUCAGUGAAUGUAACUCGUUCCUCGCGCUCAGUUUUUCAAAAAGUGAACGAGCAUCAUUCAUUUCACGUGCAAUUGCGUUAGGUUCCCGUGAUCAAGUUCAAGGCUGACGAAACGGCCGUUAAAGCUAUUCGUUUUGCUCUGCAGGUUGGCUUCGGUCAUGAGGGGUUAUCUAAAAACGCUAGGAUGGGUGUUUAAACUCCAGCCAAAAACAACAGUGGGAAGGCACGAGGAUUCUGACCUCUGUUUGCAGAACGGCGGCGUGGAAGAGCGCCAUGCCCUGAUAGAGCUGAGCGAAGCGGAACGCUGCUUUGUGCUGCGCGAUCUGAACUCCACCCACGGCACCUUCGUCAAUGAGUGUCGCAUCCACAACGCCGCUGUGCGCCUUUCUCCAGGCGACGAGCUCCACUUUGGGUUUGGCGGGUCCACUUACCAGCUGGCGGUGGACAGCUCUUCCCCUCUGUCAUGCCCCCCUGUGAACCAACGGUUGGCCUGGCAGAGCCCGCUCCAGCUGAUCGAGGGCUCCAGUUCAGCACCUUCCUCAUCCAGCCCUCUUUCCCAGCUCCCCGUCUUGCCUGGCCAUCCCUCCACCCACUCCUCCUGGGUGCAGGGAGGUCCCGCUGCAACCCCUCACCCCCCAAGCCGGGCCCGUCCUGCCAGCGCGGGAACCAAAAGAUCAGGCUCGGGCCACUCCACUGACCAUGGGGUCCUCUCACACAGGACAGGAAGUUGUAACGGGAAGAGGAAUUCCGGAACAGUGCAUUCCCUUGGGAACGCCGUGACAGCGCAGAGCUCUCAAACUCUCUCUCACCUGCUGCAGGAGAAGGAGGAGAGGCUGCUGAGGCUGGGGGACGAGAUCAGCCGGCUGACGGUGUUCGAGGGGGAGUCGCGGCGGAAGGACGGGGUGAUCGCGGGGCUCCGGGACGAGGUCUCCGCCCUCCGGCACCAGCUGACGCAGAACCGGGCCGACCCGGAGGUCCGGAACAAGCUGCGGGACCUGGAGAGGGACAUCGGCGACAAGAAGGAGCAGAUUGAGCAGCUGAAGGCGCAGAUGCUGCAGCUGCAGAGGGGCUCGAGUGAGGUGUUCAGUCAUUCGCUGACUGAGCGGGAUCUGAAGAUCAGCAAUCUGAGGAAUCAGGUGGAGAAACUGAAGAACGACAACAACAUGUCUUCAGGUCUGGUGACCAGCCUGCAGAGGGACCUCUCCUCCCGGGAAAAGCAGUCCCAAAAGCUGGCAGCUGAGGUGGACCGGCUGAGGCAGGACAUCCGGCACAAAGAUGCACAGCUGGGGUCCUUAUCUGCCAAGUUUUCCAGGGUGAGGGAGAACCAGAGCCAUCAGGAAGAGCUGCGGGCACGGGACAAUGAGGCCGCCUCCCUCAGGAAGCGGGUGGAGAAGCUGGAGCAGACUCUGACAGAGCGGAGGACGGAACUGCAGCGUCUGGCCUCAGACCGUGAUUCGCUGAAGAGCAAACUGGAGGCGGAGCAGCAGAGGUGGGCCUCGGUACAGGCGGAGGCAGACUCAGGCAGGCAGCAGCUGCAGGACUCCCGGCAGCGUGAGCAGAGGAGCAGAGUGGAGCUGGAGCGUGUCCAGGCUCGGCUGGAGCGCCUCCGCAGCAAGAUCAUCCAGACCGCCUACUCCGCCCCUGGAGUCUCCACCCCGCUGGACGCAGUGUCAGACCAGCAGGUGAUAGAGCAGGUUACAGAGAUGGCCGAGGAGAAGGAGGGGCUGGAGACCAGGGUCCAAGAGCUGGAGGAGCAGCAGAAGGAGAUCUCUGAGGAGAGGGAGGAGCUGAGGGCCCGGGUGCAGGAGCUGGAGGAGCGGUUUGCGGGGCACACCGAGGAGCAGGACAGGAUUGUUGAGGAGGCGCAGGGAUUUAGGACUGCCCUGGAGGAGUGUCAGUCUCGCCUGCAGGAGGCGCUGUCCGUGCCCGCUCUGCAGAGGGAAAUCUCUGCCCUGCAGGACCAGUCUGUGCCCCCGUCCCUGGCCUGGGUACAGUCUGCCGUCCUCUCCGUGCUGGCUGCCCAGCUCUCACAGGUACAGGAAGUGGGCCACGCCCUGCGGGAUGCUGGGAUAGAGGAUUCAGACACUGCUGAAGGAGCCCCCGCAGGUAUCAGAGCUCUGUGGCACCAGAGUCAGGAGCGAGAGGCGGAGCUUAGAGCCCUGCAGGUGGAGCUGCAGGAGGUGCGUGGGGGUCGGGACGUCCUGAUACAGAGCCAGGAGGAGCAGGCCAGAGAGCUGCAGGACCAGCUCAGCACCCUGAGAGAGGAGCUGGAACAACAGAGACAGCUGGCUCAGAAUGCCCAGAGUGAGGAAGACGAGGGUCUGAAACUUCAGCUGGAGGAGAUGAGGAAGGAGCUGGAGUCAGUCCGUGGCAUGGAGACCUCCCUGCGUGAGGAGGCCUGGGCGAAGGAGGCGGAGCUCCAUUCGAUGGUGGAGGAGGCGAAGCAGAAGGGGGCGGAGCUAGAGAGGGAGUGUUACCGGGUGCGGGAGGCGGAGUACCGGGAGCAGGUCCGCCAGCACGCCCACACCAUCGUGGACAUGGACCAGAGGCUGACUAGAGCAAUACAGCGUGUGAGGAACACUGAGGAGGAGAGGGACAGCCUGAGGGAGCAGCUGACUGACUUGGAGAAGAAGCUGGAGAACAGAGAUCCUGACCCCAGCCCUGUUUCCAGCCCUGACCCCACCCCAACCCCACCUACACCAGGCAAGGCUCCGGGGGCAGUGGCCCUGGAGGAGACGGUCACCCUGCUCAGGGCCGCGCUGGCCGAGGCUCGUCAGGAGGCGGUUGCCCAGGGAGACGUCAUCGCCGCGCUGAGCCGUGACCUGGCGGCGGCCAACGCCAGGAUGUCGGAUGUGACAGGGGAGCUGAGCGAGCAGCGCAAAGUGGAGCUGGAGCAGCACCGGGCCCUGGUGGUGGAUCAGAGGGUCAAACUGAGCACGCUCACAGAGAAGCUGGCCCAGAUGUCACAACUUGUAGACAGGAAAGGGGAGGAGCUUCAGAGCGUGAGGGAGGAGCUCAGGCAGUGUCAGGAGGAGCUGGAGAGGCGGGUCCAGACUGAGAAGGAGCUGAAAGAGAAGAUGGACAGCAGCACUGCCUUGGUCCCGACCCCAGCACUCACUAAGGAUGUGGCCGCCAUGGCUGCCGCCGCCGAGCUGGCGGAGCAGGGGUCAAAGUGCAGAGGUCACCGGCACGAGGAGGUGAUCCAGCGGCAGCAGGAGGCGCUGGCGGAGCUGAGGUCCCGGGCCAAAGCCCUGGAGCAGGCCGUGCCCAUGAUGUCCUCUCCAGAGCUGUGCAUCCAGCAGGUGGCGCUGAUGAGAAGGGAGCUGAGCGAGCUCAGGGCUCAGAAGGCCGCGUUGUACAGAGGAGCCGCUGACUCUAUGACGCUGAACUCUCUUCCUGGAAGUCUGUCUGAGGAAAUGCUGGAGCGCACGGCCAGGCUGGACGUGUCAGAGGCCCUGGAGCUCAGCGAGCGAACGUACCUGGAGCUGGCCCGGGUCCUGAGCGAAGCCCUGGAGCUGAGUGAUGGGCAGCUGUCAGGCACCGCCUCCCUGAAGCACCUCCCUCGGGACGAGCGGGAGAGGCUGGGCUCCCUCAGGCAGAGGGACCUGGAGCUGCUGCGUACCCGUCUGAGCCUGCUGCACAGCCAGGCCCAGCGCAGGGAGGAGCUCCUGCAGGAGUACCACAGGGACAUGGGCACCCUGAGGGACAGCCAGGCGACCGGCCAGCAGCUGCAGGCCAGGCUGGACAGCCUGAGGGCAGAGCUGCAGACAGAGUGCCAGGAAAGCUCCCUGCUUCGCGAGGCCCUCCAGCGCGCACAGGCCCGACUGGAGCAGGAGAUUGGCCUGAACCGCGCCCUCAAGGAGCGCAAGGGCCUGAGCGUGGAGAGGCUGGAGAAGAGGAUCACGAGGACCCCCUCCCACAGCUGUGUGCAGGAGGACGUCAGGGACAAGGCUGCAUCCAGGAAGGCCAACCUGCAGGAGAAGCUGAAGAAGAGGGAGUAUGAAAUCGAGGUGCUGAAGAAGCAGCUGAGGAACAGCGCCUCCGGCAGGCCGGCAAGUGCACAGCGGGCGUCUCUAGUGCCCGAGGCCCACUGACGCUUCAGCCCAGCCGAACUGAGAAACGGGGACUGGGGUGCACGCGGGCGUGAGGCCAACAGAGCAAGGCAAGUGCGUAGAACUGUGAGCAGCCCUGUGCGCCAUUCACUGGAGCAGGAGCUAGAGAGCUGUGAGAAACCCUAUGCCCCGUUCACUGGAGCAGGGGCUAGAGCUGUGUCUGACCCUAUACCCCAUUCACUGGAGCAGGGGCUAGAGCUAUGUCUGACCCUAUACCCCAUUCACUGGAGCAGGGGCUAGAGCUAUGUCUGACCCUAUACCCCAUUCACUGGAGUAGACCCUAUUCCCCGCUCACUGGAGCAGGGGCUGGAGCUGUGACUGACCCUAUGCCCCGUUCACUGGAGCAGGAGCUAGAGAGCUGUGAGAAACCCUAUGCCCCGUUCACUGAAGCAGGGGCUAGAGCUAUGUCUGACCCUAUGCCCCGUUCACUGGAGUAGACCCUAUGCCCCGUUCACUGGAGUAGACCCUAUUCCCCGUUCACUGGAGCAGGGGCUGGAGCUGUGACUGAACCUAUACCACAUUCACUGGAGCAGGGGCUAGAGCUGUGACUGACCUUAUACCCCAUUCACUGGAGCAGGGGCUAGAGCUGUGACUGACCCAAUACCGCUUUCACUGGAGCAGGAGCUAGAGCUGUGACUGACCCUAUACCCCAUUCACUGGAGUAGACCCUAUUCCCCGUUCACUGGAGCAGGGGCUAGAGCUGUGACUGACCCUAUACCACAUUCACUGGAGCAGGGGCUAGAGCUGUGACUGACCUUAUACCGCUUUCACUGGAGUAGUCCCUAUGCCCUAUUCACUGGAGCUGGUCCAAUUACACAUGUAAUCUCAAUGUGAUUUCCCUUUAUAGCAUCACUGUACUGCAUCUCAGUGCUGUGGGCUCAUUGCAGAUUUAAAUUUUGCUGCCCCACAUUCUCGUGCGUCAUGUAAGACGGAGGUGUCCGUGUUGCAGUCAGAGAGCGGUCCCGCUAUGAAAAGAGUUUGAGUAUUCAUCAUCACCCUCACCUUGUGCCAAGGUCUUUUUAAAUGGAACCUGCGUCACAGGCUCAGGGGCAGUCAGGCUCUUUUCUUUUUCCCUCUCUCUCCCGCUCAGUUUCUUAUGCUCCAGAGCCCUGGCCAAUGAGCUGCAGUCGUUGUGCGUUCUUUAUGACAUCAUCAUAUGAAAGCCCAAAAUGGCUCGCCUGCAUUGAAACGCGUUUGUUGUGUCAGUUUUUGGCAGCGCUUGAUUGGAGCGUUCCUGUCCCAUCUCUCCGCUGCUGGUUGCUCUUUCCUGCCAAAUCCUCCGCUUUCAGCCACGGCUACCCGUGAGAAUCUCGCACUUAUAUAAGCACCAAUAACGGGGAGAAUAGUGGUAAAUUGGUCCUGGAUCUAUUCUGCCUGAUAGGAGAUAAAAGGAGACCGUGUAGUGUGCAUCAGAGCACACACACACCCCCCCUCCCUCCUGGGUUCUCUGCAGUCAUGUGACUGCAGCGGGAGGAGCUCUGCUCCGCGCGGCACGUUAUCACUGAGAGCGCUCCGCAGCGCUGAUUCAUUCAUCAGACCCUGCGCCCACUCGAGUCACGAGCCUGCACGGAGAGCUCCACGCGUCAGCCUGCGACGGAGCUGAGGGGGAGUGUGAGUGUGCGUGUGUGUGUGUGUGUAAGUGUGUGGGAGUGUGUGUGCGUGUGUGUGCGCGUGCGUGUGUGUGCGUGUGUGUGCGUGUGUGUGUGUGUGCGCGUGUGUGCAUGUGUGUGCGUGUGUGUGCACGUGUGUGUGUGUGUGUGUGUGUGUGUGUGUGUCUGUGUGCGUGCGUCUGCGCGCGUGUGUGUGAGUGUGUGUGUGUGUGUGUGUCUGUGUGCGUGUGUGAGUGUGUGUGUGUGAGUGUGUGUGUGUGUGUGUGUGUGUGUAAGUGUGUCUGUGUGUGUGUGUGUGUGUGUGUGUGUGUGUGUGUCUGUGUGCGUGUGUGUGUGUUCUGUGUGGGAGUGUGUGUGUGUGCGCGCGCAUGUGUGUGUGUAUGUGUGUGGAUGUGAGUGUGUGCAUGUUUGCGUGUGGGCACAUGCGUGUGUAUUUAUCUGUGUCAGUAUGUCCCUGUGUAUGUGUGACCUCUUUGUACAAGACAUGUGCUCCUAUGGGUGUGUGUCCUUGUAUAAACAAUAGUGUCCGUGUUAAUAUGUGUGACUGUUGGUGCGCACGGGUUUCAGUUCAAAUCAAUAUUUUCUCAGUCACAAAGACAGCCUCAUACUGCUGGAAAGCUGCAGAGAGCAUUUUUUUCAGGUCAAGUCAAUCGACUGUGAAAAUGCAAUACGGCCGUCUUUUAUGAAAACCGUAAAGAAGCCCGAACAUUCCUUUUUAAGCCGCCAAAUCCCGGCGAGUCUUUUUAGCAGCUGCUGCUGUAUCUCCCCAAUGAAGCCUCCCAAGUCCCUGAAAUACAGCACACAGCUCCUGCAGUGCUAAUCCAGAGAUAAUCAUUAAAGCCAUUUUCACUAUUUGGCUGAGGCGGUUCCCCUCUCUCCAGCCCCCCCCCCCCCCCCCCGUAUAUAAUGAGUUAGCGUUGCGCUAACUUGUGUUCUUCCCCGUUGACCCAGAUAGGACCUGUGAAUAUGUGGGGAGCAGAUGGCUGUGAUAUUUAAACGCCUGCGUUUCUCCUCCGGGCGGAGGCAUGCGCAGUCAUUUCCGCCAUCUUAGGCCGGCCUGCGUGACUCCCGCCUGCCUUUUAGUGUGACGGGAUUGGGAUUAAAUCCACCAGCCUGCAUUAAGACCGGAGUGGGAAUGCCCAGCGCUGCCAAUGUCCGGGUGAUGUCAGAAGGGCAUUCCCAAAUCAAUCAGGGGGCCGGUUUCGCUGGCUGUCUCCCACAAAUAUCUGAAAGCUCUUCAGACUGCGCCUCAGUGUGUCUGUUAAACAAUUAAAAAUAAAUCCAUCUCUCUCUUUAUCUCGUAGGCUUCACAUAGGGCAGUGACUUUGCAUAUCUCUCAGGGCUCCUGUGGCUUGUUUGCUUCAGGGUGUAAUGUGCUUUGACUGAAAGCAGCUGCUAAGUGACUAAAUUGUAAAUCGGAUGAUUUGAAAUGCAAAUCGUGAGAGAACGCAGUGGGAGCAGCCGUUCCUGUGGUCAUGGAAGGCGGAGUCUCAUAGUAACACAAGGCCAACCAUGCCACAACAACGCUAACUACAAUCCGCCCACAACUGAUCAUUUGGCAGUAUGUAUGGUCAAGGUCUGCCACGCCCUAUAGAGAUACUGUUUUGCACCAGAUAAUGCAGUGGUAAAAAAAAAAAUUUUCUUGUAUCUUGGACAGAGUGUGGCUGGCCCUCAUUUGUCCCUGCUCUGAGUGGAGCUGUGGAUCCAAUAGCUCUUUGAUUUUGGGGAUAAGUGAAAUACCUUAUGAAGCACCAUUUAAAACUGCUUAACCAACAUUCAUUAAUAUUAUUAGGAGUACUUAUUGACAGUUUUAAUCCUAUACAAAUGUUACAGUAUGUCUUCAGACAGUUUUUGUCUGUUAUUUAAAAAAUUAUGAAUGUUUUAAAAAAUGCUUAUCAAUUAAUUUAGUUUUACUAAUCUGAAGUAAUUGCUAUGAAUAUGCCUUUUGUGGUCUUAUGCAGUGCUUGAUAAGUGUGUGCGUACACAUAAGACCCAUGAACACCACAACAUAUCCGUGCUCAUUGAAGUAAUGUUUUAGAGCUGUGCAUUCAUAAAUUCCACAAUAGCACUGAAAUGAACAUUAACCCUAAUCUUCCCAGGAGGGCUUUCUGACUGGACGUUUCAGUGCAUCUGAUUUGAGUUGGAGCUUUGGUGUGUUUGUCACACAUUAUUGUAACGUAUGUAAAUUGUGGGGGGAAAGGCUCUUUAGUGCUCAUGGUUAUAUGAAAGCUGUGUGAUUCUGAGAUUAAUUGGAUGGACUGGCUUUAUGGGAGAGUCUGUUCCAGUCUAGGUUAGAUUUGACUGUGGGUUCUGGAGAGAGGGCAGAGAGAGACAGUCUGGGAGAUGUCAUGGGCCUCGUCCACCAGGCCCCGAGGAACAGUUAAUUGGCACUCUGAAGAUUGCUGUUUGCUCUUUUAAUCAUUCUGUCAUCAACAAAACGCCCCCCGCAUCCAAGGCUCUUCCAAACAGCUGCCUCAUCGCUAAUGAUGUCCUUAAGCACUGCCCCAUUUUGUCCUGGGAACCAGAUCCGGCCCUCUGCUCCUGUAAGUAGAUCUGAGUGCUGAGCAAACCCAAUGAUGUUAUGUUUGAUGGAUGUGUGCACUCAUGUACUCCAGCAUUAAUUUGUAUCGAUGCCUGAAGACAAAUAAUUGUUUAGUAGAUUGUAAAGCGUUUUGGUACCCAGACCGCAGACUGCUGGGUCCUCCCAGAGAAGCCAGUCUGCGCUCCCAUUACACCAGCAGUGACUUGGUGAGAUAUGGAGGGUUGUGAACCCACUAUCUGUGCUGUUACUGCCCUUUUGAUGUAGAGCAGGUCUAAAUCAGAAGAUUCUAUUUUACAUACACACCUGCACAUAUACACACACACACAUACACACUCAUACACACACACACACAAACUGUUGAAUAUAACCAGUGUGAAGAAACAGUGCAGGUUUGCUGAUUAGAGCACAGUAACCUGAGUGCAUCCAUGCAUGCUGAGCAGUAUUGUGUAUGUAUGUGUGUGUGCGCGUGUGUGUUUGUGUGUGUUUGUGUGUGCGUGUACAUGUAUGCUUGUGCCGAACAUGUCUGAAGGCUCAGAGUUGAUGUGAUCUGUACGUUUGGUGUGUAUGAUGCUGUGUCCUGUGUACGUGAACCUCUCCACCUGUUACAGGAAGCUGCAGGGCCACUUUUAUCCUGGGCUUACUUAUGUAGGUCUCAGUCUCAGAUGCAUAGACUUUCAGGGCCCAUGGUGGUUAAUUUAACUCAAAUAUAAUCCUCUGGAAUUAACAUUAUUCAUUGAUUUAGCAUAUCGCCCUGCUUCAGAAGCUGAAACGGAUAUUUUCAGCAGUGAAUUGCAGUGAAUUGCAGAGGCUGCAUGUGCCGCUUACUCUGAAGAAAAACAAUCUGGAAAAACAGUUUCCUGUAUUUGGAUCAAACUAUAUUUUUAUUCAUCUGUCAAAAAGAAUUAGUAGCGGAAAAUUCAUUGAAUCUGCUGACGUGUCGCACCUUGUGCUGCAGAAGCAAGCUGGAGACCUCAGAUGAGAUCUGCUCGUAGCCUUGUGCUCGUGACAGUUCCGUGACAGAGACCCAUUGUUUGAACGUUUGUGUGAUCUCGUACAGCGCAUGACAAGGCUGAAGAAGAAUGAGCUGACAAAGCACUUCUUGAGCUUUGGAGCAAUUCCAUUUCCUCUUCAUCAGCCCACGUUUUUUUUACCAGUCAUAUUUUUAGCCCCAUCUCUUUACUGAAGCAUCCUCCAAACUGAAUCCCUGGGAAUGAAUGUGCUGUACCUGUGCUACCUGUCUGGAAGGCCCUUCAAGGCUCUGGAGCCUACAGGAUUUGGUUAUGUAACUGAAGUCACUAUUUGGACAGGGAGCUAACUCCUCUGGAACACCAGAUCUGAAUAUGUGGUUAAUGUAACGGUAAGAAGUUAAGCCCCAAGUCUAGCCCCAGGGACCUAUAUUAUCCAGCUCUGUUUCAAACUUUCAAGCAUCUGGGUUUGGGCUGUUUCACAGAUGAUUUGAAUGAAAAGUUCUCGGUUUCUGGUUGGAAAAAUGUCAGCGUGUUAUCUGUACUUUAUCUGUAAAAAUCAUUUUUCUGAGAUUAACCGGCUUGUACAAUUGAUGCAUUUCAUUUUUACGAAUUUUUGAUUUGAGAUUUUGUAUUAAACCUGCAUCAAUGCUGUGCAUCAGUACUUCGAAACAUUUUUAUUUAUCACAGAUAUGCCUGAAAUAAAAUUUAUCCUAAAGGAAUUCACUUAUAAAGUAUAAAUGCAAUUAAAUUAUGGCUAAAUCAGUACUUAAUUAUAUUUUUUAAAGCUUGGAUUGUUUAUGCUUAGAGAUUUAUAUUUUUGCAUGCUAAUGUAAUACUUUGUGAAAAGAUGAAUAAAGAUGUAUGUGCCUGUCUGUUUAGAUGGCACAUUGUGUUUCAUUUGAUCUUAUUUCCACGUUUUUCCAUUUCACCCUUGAAAACUACUGUACUUUGGGUUAAAAAAAAGCUUAUAUUUCACAUUCUGAACAA